Manihot esculenta (cassava) is the source of this 990-nucleotide messenger RNA. Its product is annotated as phosphoinositide phosphatase SAC6. Gene Ontology annotation, molecular function: phosphatidylinositol-4-phosphate phosphatase activity. Gene Ontology annotation, cellular component: endoplasmic reticulum. NCBI's taxonomy places the organism in Eukaryota, Viridiplantae, Streptophyta, Magnoliopsida, Malpighiales, Euphorbiaceae. Gene Ontology annotation, biological process: phosphatidylinositol dephosphorylation. Bases 241 to 804 code for a protein of 187 amino acids. The record is from RefSeq and is a predicted model, not a curated record. The transcript is spliced from 8 exons.
CCUUGGUCGAGGCAAGGAUCUAGAUCUGGACCUUGAUCUGGGCCUCGAGUGGGAUCUUGAUCUAGACCUUGACAAACAUGGCAACAUAUUUUUUAACCUCCAGAAAUUGGUACUCACAAGGAGAGACAGGGAGAGAGGUACCUUUUGUUGAAUGAAAAAGGUGAGAAAAUAAAGGAGCAAACUGGGGUUGUAAGGACCAACUGUAUUGAUUGUUUAGACCGUACAAACGUUACCCAGAGCAUGAUUGGUCGAAGAAUGUUGGAAAUCCAACUUAGAAGGAUUGGUGCUUUUGCUGCAGAAGAAAAAAUUAGCUCACACCCAAAUUUUGAUGACAGCUUUAAGAUAUUAUGGGCCAACCAUGGGGAUGACAUAAGCAUUCAAUAUUCUGGAACUCCUGCUUUAAAAGGAGAUUUUGUAAGAUGUGGCCAGCGGACAGCCCAAGGGAUCCUUAAAGAUGGUUGGAAUGCACUUGCUCGUUAUUACUUCAAUAACUUCUCUGAUGGUGUAAAACAGGAUGCAAUUGAUCUCUUACAUGGGCAUUACAUUAUGUCUGUGAGCCGAGAUAUGACCCCUCCUUCUCAAACUGGAGGCCUCGAGAAUAUAGCUUCUUUUCCGCUGGCGCUAUCAUUGGUCUUGACUGGGUUCUUUUUUACCCUUAUGUCACUUCGGCAAGUUCGAUAUGAUCUUCGUCACUUAAUCUUCUCAACUAUAUGGGCAGGCCUUACUGUAGCUAUUGCAGCAUUUGUGAGGGCUAAUGGACGGAUUUUCUGCAAUCGGCCUCGUUUGCAUAAACCUGGGCAUUGAUUAUAGGUUCAGAAUGCUCUGGCAUAGAUGACUUUCCUGUGAAAUUCUUGGCAUGGUGCUUACUUUUUAUUAUCAUAAAUUUUUCUUUGUAUUCUACAUAGCUUUGAUACUCGAAUUCUAUCACGAGGUCUAAUGAUUCCCAUUCAUGCAUUUGUUGGCCUGAACAGCAAUUGCUUUUUUACGUUA